Molecule: messenger RNA, 5472 nt
Organism: Mugil cephalus (flathead mullet)
Lineage: Eukaryota; Metazoa; Chordata; Actinopteri; Mugiliformes; Mugilidae
Gene: mag
Product: myelin associated glycoprotein
Exons: 13
Coding region: 391-2340 (649 amino acids)
Source: RefSeq, a predicted model, not a curated record
GGUUUGUUCCCUACUGUUGGGGCUUGGUACAGAGAGUGGCGAGAGGUCUUGUUGGUGUGACGCUUUGCAUGUGAGUGUCAGAGGGAAGGCUGCUGGCGCUGCUCAUACAGGAGCUCUAGAGCGUUUGGAGGUCGGCCACGGUCACCUACACAGAAUCUGGCAUCUGGGAUUCAGAGCACGACGACCGACUCAGGGAAAACAACUGGAAGAAGAAGUCAGUCGUGAGAGGCAGCAGGAGCCUGGUGCUGAGGCUGGUAUGAGAGAAGGAGGCUGUGGAGCUGUCUGGGUGUGAGUGAGCACCCUCUAGUGGAUCUGCUGAAAAGCUGUCCUGUGUCUCUUUCGAACCAUCAGCAUUUCAAGAGGUCUAUGGUCCAGCGUUGAGCAGAGACCAUGUGGUGUUUGGAGCUGCUCUUACCUCUGCUGUUGAUCAUCAAGGAUGCCAGUUGCCAGUGGAAUGUAUGGGUACCUCGGGAUAUUUCAGCCAUGACUAAUUCCUGUGUGGUCAUCCCGUGCACCUUCAUGUAUCCCUCUGGCAUCAGGCCGUACCGCGGCACUCACGGUAUCUGGUACUUUGGCCAGCCCUACCCUCAGCUCUUCCCUCCUGUAGUCUUCAAAUCACGUACAGACAUUGUGCAUGAGAGCUACAAGGGCCGUACCAAGCUUCUGGGUGAUCUCAACCAGAGGAACUGCACUCUGCUCAUCAACAACAUUGGCACAGAACACUCAGGGAGAUACUACUUUCGUGCAGACCUUGGUGGAGCCAACAUGUAUACUUACCCAGACUUCGCUGAGCUAAAAGUUCUGGAUCAGCCCAACAUUGACGUCCCAGAGGAGAUCGUCAGUGACGAGAGCCUGGAGCUGACAUGCUAUGCUCCUGAUAACUGCCCCGACAUGACUCCAGAGAUCCAGUGGAUGUACACAGACUACCUGCCUGACCCAGAGUUCAGCAAUGACUACCUAGAGGAGAGCAACACAGCGGUACUCUCCAAUACCCUCACCUUCACUCCCAGACCAAUGCACAACGGACAGCUUCUAGGCUGUAGAGUCUACUACCCUAACACCACCCUGGUCUACGAGAGACUCAUCUCUCUAGAUGUCAAGUAUGCUCCACGCUCGGUGUGGGUGAACGUCUCUUCAGAGGUGAUGGAGGGCAGCUCUGUGACACUGCACUGUGAGGUGGACAGUAACCCUCUUCCCAGGAUUGCCUGGAUGUUUGGAGACGAGGAGCUGCUGUGGGACACGGCGUCAAAUGUCUCCCUCUCUCUGGAUGAUGUGACGCCUGCACAGGAGGGAGUUUAUACUUGUAUAGGAGACAACGGCUAUGGAGUCAUGAACACCUCAAUGUACCUGGCUGUCAAGUACCCUCCCCGUGAACCCGUGGUAAAUGACUCCAUGACAGUAGUAGAGGGCACCUCGCUGACCCUGCACUGCAGCACGCAGGGAAACCCGGCUCCGACACUCACCUGGCUGAAGGAUGGGGAGCUGGUGGGCACCAUCACAGCUGACGAGCUGUCAGUGCUGGAGAUCAAGGAAAUGACACCGCAGGGAGAUGGACAGUACCGCUGCCUGGCAGAGAACGAGCACGGACGAGCCAGCAGCUCCCUCAACAUCACCGUUGAGUAUGCGCCGGUCCUUCUGGAUGAGUCGAAGUGCACGGUGGUGAGGGAGGGUGUCCAGUGUGUCUGCAUCGCCACAGGAAACCCUGAACCCACCAUCGAGUUCUACCUGCCCGACCUGAACGUCACCAUCAACGAAACCGAUGGCCGCUACAACUUCCACACGCACACAGAUGGACACACCUCCACGGGCAUGAUCAAGCUGCGGGAGAAAGGCGAGCGGGUGGACAACGGCGGCCCCGCCGUAAACGUCCACUGCAGCAUCUCCAACAUGUACGGGAGAGAGAGCGUGCUUCUGGAGCUACAGCAGGAAAAAAAGUACAUGAUGGCAGUUAUAGUUGGCACCAUUGGAGGAGUGGCAGUUAUAGCCUUCAUCAUUGCAGCAGUGAGAUACGUCGGACACAACAACAAGAAAGAGAAUGGCAACCCUAGGCAGGACGUGGUCCUGGAGAACCCAGCUUUGUACUACAGCGCAGUCAAGAAGGACAAACAAAAUCUGAGGAAGAAAGUGCUUAAGACAGAGCUGUUGGGCUCAAAGUUUAACUCCAUUCUAGAGGAGACUACGGGAGAAGACGGGGAUUAUCAACCUGUGGGCUCUAUGGCAGGACUGGAGAGGCAAGAGUUGAAUUACGCUGCUUUGGAGUUUUUUGGGGCCAGGCCCAGGGAGGGGGCUUCAGGGAGGGGGGAUGACGGCAGCAACUACACGGAAAUCAAAGCCAAAUGAAUCGCGAUCCUUCCCUGAUCCCUCGGCUAUGCGAGAUGCAGUGGCAGUCCCCUAUGGUACACAUCCUCUGCCCUAUGAACUGUGUAGUAACCCCCGUCCUCUACUGGAUUUCCCCAUGCAUAUGAUGACUCCUUGUUUCUCAUUCCUUCAGAUUUGUCACAUACUAUGUAAUAUACUGUUCUAUGCCAAGUACUUCCCUCUUGUGCUGCCCCUCCUCCAUUGGACACCCCUUCAUACACCACCUUUAGGAAAAACUGAUUUUGUGGAGUUGGAGCAAGACCCACUGGACAAUGUAAAGCAAAUUAUUUUAGUUUUAAGCCUUAGUUGUAGUACACUGUCUCUACAACAUACAGUGUUAACUAGUGACCAUGUUUUUAUUGCUUUCACCAUGUGAUUGUUAGAUCAGAUAGUGAGACACAUACGUGUCUCACUAUCUGAUCUCCAUCUGUCUUGUUAACUGUCACUGUGUCUGCUGCCAGUCGAAGCAUCAGGGCAAGGGGUAACCGUGCUUUUUGUUCUCUUAUCUUUAUGUGUGUUUAUCGUCCGAGAGCAAACCCUCUGCUCUUUUUCUAUUGGUUAAUUACAUCCUGAGAAGAUAGGCGAUGAGGGCGAGAGACGGAAACACAUGUCUCUAUGUAACUGUACUUGAUGUGCACUGUAGCCUCUCGAACUAAAUUGGGGGAAAAUAAUGUCACUUUUGAUAACUAUUGAAAAGGUUUCACAAAUUUAAGUGACUCGCUGUCCACUUUGAAAAGACGCCCCCAGCAUUUUCCAUUCAAGUGUAGAAUCUGUAUUUCCUGCACUGAGGCCAAUGCGAAAUGUGUUCUUCUUCAUGUCCCUUUUAGAGCGUGUGUUUCUUUCAAAUACUUUCUAGGUAUAAAAUUCCGACAGUGAAGUACAAAAUACUUGCUUGUGACUGGCCAACGUGUUAUCUCUUUUAGACAAUUUGUGUGCGUGUGUAUGUGUAUGUGUUUUCAAAUUGUGCUGAAAGAUCACAGGACACUGAUCUCUGGGGUCUUUGGGAAGUUCAUGCAUCGCUUCACUUGAGAGGCUGAUGCUUUGUUUCCACAGGGUUGCAUCACAUGUCUGAACAACAGAAGACGAGGGAUGCUGACUGGCCAGUUGGUUGUGCUAUUUAAAAAGACAUUUGAUGAACCUGUGAUGUAAUAUUAAAGCUCACUAAUAGUCUAACUUGAUACUGAUGGUGUCAAUAAUGCAUUAAUGCUAUGUAUAUUGAUUGGGAAAGUGACACCAAUGUGUACAGUAAAUACUCUGCAUGACAUUUUUGCCAGCGGGCUCAUAGUUGAGUAUUAAACUAUGACAUGUGGCCAUUUAAAAACAGCCUUGUCACACAUCACUCAGCCACUUUGACUGAACACUGUCUUAAUAUAAGCUUAGAAAAGAGCACCCAACCUCUAAUCUCCUGAAGCAAAACCAAAUCAGUGAUUUAUACACAUUGUUAUUCACUGUAAUAGAUAUUGAAUAAAGGAUAAUACUUUAGCUGUGUGUACAUAUUCUUUUUAUUGACUCUUAGUCAUGAACAUCAGUUAAACUGCCAGGCUCACAAGGGCAGAUUUUUAAAGGGACGUAAAGAUAGUAGCAGAUGAAAUGUCCUGGGUUUCCAUUUUUCCACUCAUUUAAAUUCAGUUGUGUGCAUGAAUUGUCAUGAUUUCUAUAGCAGUGAACUUUACUGAUAUCUUUGUCGACUGAUGGCGGACUAGGUGGCUCAUUACUACCAUCCCUUUGAAUGGAUGAAUGAGAAACACUGUCAUGACCUGUAAGGUAGAAAUAUCUCUUUACUGUAAGUCCAGACCAUUUACAACUUACACACACCAAUAUGGACAAAGUCUUGCAGGGCAUAUGCUUCUGUUUUCUUACAAGGGGGCAUGGAAACGCACACUGCAGAUGUAACUGACUAACAUGUUCAGUUAUUUUAAAAGAGACAACCAGCGGCUAACAGUUGUUGUUUUAAUUUGAAAAUCUCAUUUGUAGUAUUCAAUAUUGAUUUUAAUGUAACUUAUGAUAAAUGUUUUUGCUGCCUUAUUCAAUUGACCUUCCAAAAGAAUUUUGUCAACAACUGUGUUGACGGAUGUUGUUAAAAGGCUUCAGUGGAAAGUGAUCUCUUCUUGAUGUUUGAAAUGAAUUUUGAUACACAUGCUCUGACUAUGGCUGUUUAAAUUGUCAUUAUAAUAUUGUGCUGCGCUGGGCCGUCCCAUUUAAAGUGAUUAAUUAGGUUCAUUAAGGCAGCAGUAGGUCUCUAAGAACUGUUUCUAAAUGAUCAGGUCUUUAACUGUUGUAACUCUAGUAGGUAUGAACUUUUUUCUGGAAGGAAUUACAGUAUGAAAACACUAAAAUGAAAGGCACUUUACUGUUAAAUUAUUAAAUCUCAAAGGGAUUUCUCUCCGUGUCAAAACCUAGAGUUUGAAUACAUUCUGUCGACGAAGCCUCAGAAAGUUGUGGGAUAUUUUUUCACAUCAAACAGAACCCAUAAUGCAGUGAGGCGUAUGUUUGAGUGUGUAAACCCCAAGUGACAGCCCUGACAUCUUUGAGCCAACUUCAUGUUAAAUUUGAGCAAAAACAUCAGAAUGAAUAACUUCAGUAGGGCUGCCAGUGUAUUAGUUUCUGAACCCUGAACAUUUUUCUGUUUUAUUGAGAAAACCAAACAAACAAAAACACAGAUUCAGAUUGUCAGUGUUGACUAACCUAAUAUUAAGACAUUGUUCUGUUGAAUUCAUAACGGAGGACUCCAGAUUUGCUGGCUGGCACUUUUAAAAUGCCCGUCUGCAUAAAAGUCAAUAACCACUUCCUUAUUUUUUUAUUUAUAUCUGAAAAACAGAAGUAUCAUAUACGUCUUAACUAAUCCUUUGUCACAGUGUGUUGUAAAGCAAAUCUCUAUGUCUGAUUCUUUCUAGUGUUCACAGUUGUUUUUAUUUUAUUUUUAUUUCUAAAUUUAAGAUUAACAAAAUAAUUCAUAUCACGGUUUUGCAAUACAUUCUGCAAAUGAUUUCAUGGCUUUUGAUUUUUUUCCUGUAAUGAUGUUUACUUUUAUUUUGAGCAAGUCUUCGAUGCCUCAAACAAAUCCAUCUGUCUUUGGUUCCAUGCAAAUAUCAAUAAAAAGAAAACAACGCAAAA